Molecule: messenger RNA, 6420 nt
Organism: Nicotiana tabacum (common tobacco)
Lineage: Eukaryota; Viridiplantae; Streptophyta; Magnoliopsida; Solanales; Solanaceae
Product: protein NETWORKED 1A
Cellular component (GO): plasma membrane
Molecular function (GO): actin filament binding
Source: RefSeq, a predicted model, not a curated record
CCCACUGAACCCCUCCCCCCAACUAGCAACUUACCACCAUUAUAAGAAUACAUAUAUGUAUGUAAUUUGUACUCCUAUAUCCUAAGAUUAUACAUAUGUUAUACACAGUGUCUAGUUGAACCUAUAUUCAAAGGUGCACUUGUUUACAGAUUGUCACAUUGGGUCAUUGACACAGUACCAACUAGAGGAUAAAAAGUGUGUGUGUGUGUGUAAAUGAGAAAGGGAGAGCAAGAAAGGAAUGGGGUGAGAGAAAAUGAAGCAGCUGAGUUGGUUUUGACAAUCACAGCUGCUAAUUAGGCUUCUGGUAUUCAUUCAGAUUUCUGUGUUCUUGGGUUGCUUUUGAUGCACAGGCAUUGAAACUUUUAAGUUGAAAAGUAAUUGGAGCUGCACCUCUGGUUUGUGCUUGGCAGACCCCAGAGGCACAAAACAGGGGCUUGGUAGUUGAGCAGUUUAAAGUUUGAUAUUGGCCUGGGAUCCAUCAUUUCUAUUACUGGUAUAAAAUUCCAAGGAUAAAUCCAGUAGUUUUCUUGUUCUUUGCUGGAGUCAUGGCAACCUUGAAACAUUCGGACUCCAGGCGCAAGUACUCUUGGUGGUGGGAUAGUCAUAUCCCAAAGAACUCAAAAUGGCUUCAAGAGAAUCUUACUGAAAUGGAUUCUAAAGUGAAGGCAAUGAUCAAGCUCAUCGAAGAAGAUGCUGAUUCAUUCGCAAGAAGGGCUGAAAUGUACUACAAGAAAAGGCCCGAGCUAAUGAAAUUAGUCGAGGAGUUUUACAGGGCAUACCGAGCAUUAGCUGAAAGAUAUGACCAUGUAACGGGCGAGCUUAAGCAGGCCCAAAAAACCAUGUCAGAGGCAUUUCCCAAUGAAGUACCCUUUCUUCUUGAAGAUUCGCCAGUGAGAUUUUCAACACAGGAGGCAGAGCCACAUACUCCUGAAGGGUUGCGCCCUACUCAUGCUUUGCCAGAUACAGGUGACUUGAAUCAGCAUGCGGUGGGGUUACUGCUAUCAAGAAUGUAUGCUGUAAAGAAGAGUGGAGAUUCUGAUAAGGGAACAAGUGAGUGGGGUCUAAAACAGUUGUGUGAGAUGCUUGGGGCUGGAGAAGAAAUGCUAAAGAAUUCAAAGUUCCUUGAGGGAACAUUGAAAAAAGGUUUGGACUGCAAUUCAGAGGAAAAAGUACAAAGUUUGCAUUCUCAAGUAUCUGAAUUAUCAAAUGAGAAUCAAGACCUCAAGGCCAAAGUUGACGCCGAAUCAGAGCGUGCAGGUCAAGCUGAAGGGGAAAUUCAAAUGCUGAAAGAAGCCCUAGCUGGUGUGGAGGCGGAAAAAGAAACUACAUUCCUGCAAUAUCAGCAAUGCCUGGAAAAGUUGUCUGCUGUAGAGAGGGAUCUCAGUACUGCACAGAAGGACUCCUUUAAGUUCAAUGAACGGGCUAGUGAAGCUGGAAAUGAAGUUCAGAAGUUGAGGGAAUCCCUUAUCAAACUGGAGGCUGAAAGAGAUGCUGCUUUGAGCAAACACAAGGAGUAUCUGGAACGGAUAUCUAGUUUGGAAGAUAAGGCUUCUCAAGCACUUAAAGACACAAAAGGAGUAAACGAGCGAGCAAUUAAGGCAGAAACCGAAACUCAGCAUCUGAGGAAUGAGAUCUGUAAAUUAGAGUCUGAAAAAGACUGUUGUUUUCAUCAGUAUAAACAAUGCUUGGAAAAGAUUUCUGAACUGGAGAAAAAACUCUUGGCGUCUCAGGAAGAAUCCAGACUUCUUAGUGAGAAAGCUGAUAGAGCUGAAAUUGAGAUCAAGAAACUGAAAAGGUUGGUUAUGGAGCUAACUGAGGAGAAAGAAGCCUCAGUCCGUGAGUAUAAAAACUGUCUGCAGAAAAUAUCCAAACUUGAGCAUGAACUAUUAUGUGCACAAGAGGAUGUAAAACGCCUUACUGGUGAGCUUUCGGCGGGCGCUGCUAGGCUUAGAAAUGCCGAAGAGAAGUGUGUUCUGCUCGAGACAUCAAAUCAGUCAUUGCACUCUGAGGCAGAUAGCUUGGCGACGAAGAUAACUAUGAAAGAUGAAGAGCUUUCUCAGAAGCAAAGGGAGCUGGAGAAACUUCAAAGUGAUUUGCAAUAUGAGCACUUAAGACAAGCCCAAAUUGAAGCCACACUUUUGGCUUUGCAAAAUUUGCACUCUCAAUCUCAAGAGGAGCAGAGAGCUCUGGCCUUGGAGCUCAAAAAUGGCCUUCAACUGUUGAAGGACAUGGAAACAAGCAAAAAUAGUCUGGAAGAUGAACUUCGGAGAGUGAAGGAUGAAAACCAAAGCUUGAGUGAACUGAAAUUGUCCUCAACCAUCUCGUUUGAGAAUCUGGAAAAUGAAAUCCUUAGCCUGAGGAAGAUGAAAAUGAGACUUGAAGAGGAGGUUGCAGAACAAGUGGGACUUAAUAACAACCUUCAGCAAGACAUUUCAUGUUUGAAGGAGGAAAUCAAGGGCCUAAACAGGAGCUACCAGGCUUUGGUGGAGCAAGUGAAUGGUGCAGGUUUAAAUCCUGAGUGUAUUGAGUCUUCAAUAAAGAGCUUGCAGGAACAAAGCUCAGAGCUGAGAAUAAUCUCUGAGAAGGACAAAGUAGAGAAAGAAGUCCUUCACAAAAAGCUGGAGGAUAUGGAUGAACUUCUGAGAAAGAAGGCUGUUUUGGAGAGUUCCCUGUCCGAUGUGAAUGGGGAAUUGCAGGGAUCGCAGGAAAAGGUGAAAGCGCUGCAAGAGUCUUGCCAAAUUCUCGAUGGAGAAAAAUCGACCCUCGUUGCUGAGAAAUCCGCUUUGCUAUCUCAGUUGCAAAUUAUAACUGAGAGCAUGCAGAAACUCCUAGAGAAAAAUGCUGUUCUUGAGAACUCUCUUUUUGGUGCAAAAGUUGAACUGGAAGGUCUCAGGGAAAAAUCCAAGGGUUUAGAAGAAAUCUGCCAAUUGCUGAAGAAUGAGAAGUCCAAUCUUCUUGCUGAAAGAGGUAGCCUAGCUCUUCAGUUAGAAAGCGUUGAACGGAGACUAGAAUACCUGGAAUCAAGAUUUACAGGAUUGGAAGAAAAAUAUGCUUGCCUGGAGAAGGACAAAAAAGCAACUAGCUUAGAAGUAGAAGAACUAAGAGCUGCAGUUGGAAUGGAGAAACAAGAAAGGGCCAAAUUUUCUCAUCAGAGUGUGACCCGAUUAAUUAGUAUGGAAAACCAUAUUCAUCUCCUACAAGAAGAAAGUAAGUGGAGGAACAAAGAAUUUGAAGAGGAGCUCGACAGAGCUGUGAAAGCCCAGUGUGAAAUUUUCAUCCUGCAGAAAUUCAUACAAGACAUGGAAGAAAAGAAUUAUACUUUGUUGGUUGAGUGUCAGAAACAUGUUGAGGCGUCAAAAUUGGCUGACAAGCUGAUUACAGAGUUAGAGAAUGAGAGCCUUGAGCAGCAGGUCGAAGCAGAGCUUUUGCUAGACGAAAUUGAAAGGCUGAGACUGGGGAUAUAUCAGGUUUUCAAGGCCCUUGACAAUGAAUCUUAUUUUGUAUCUGAAGAUAAGGUCGAAAAUGAACAAAGUUUUCUGCAUCAUAUUUUGGGCAAUAUCGAGGAUCUAAAAUGUUCGCUCGGAGAAUGCGAGGAUGAUAAGCAGCAGGUGUUGGUUGAAAACUCUGUUCUCCUAACUCUACUUGCACAGCUGAAAUCAGAGGCCCUGGAACUUGAGUCGGCGAAGAAAUCUGUAGAGGAGGAGUUCAAUGUCAUGGCGGAGAAGCUUGUCACAGUGCAGAAAGACAAUCAUGAACUCCUAGAGAUGAAUAAGAAGUUGGGACUUGAAGUGAGCAGGGGCAGUCAACUAACAGCUGUACUUGAUGCAGAAGUUGGGAGUCUGUCCGUCAAGCAUGAUCAGUUGCAGACAGCUUAUGUUGAAUUAAAAAAGAAAUACUCUCAAGUUCUUGAGGAGAACAGAACUUUGUUGCAAACAAUCACAGAGAUCAGGGAGGAGAAAUGGACGGUGGAGCAGGAAAAUGAUACCGUUUUACUCGAUAGUAUAGCUCUUAGCAAUCUCUCAACAGUUUUGAUGAGUAUUGGUAGUGAGAAAACUGCCGAGCUGAAGUCAGUAUGUGAAGAUAUGCACAAUCUUUAUGGUGUAAUUAGUGACUUUGAUAAGGAGAUGGGCAUAUUGAAGGAGAAGCUGGAAAGGAAGGAAACUGAAAACUUACUCCUCAAGGAAUCAGUUCAAAGACUAGAAGAGGAGCUCCAUGAAGUCAGGGAAUCUAACGGUCAUUUGAAGUUGGAACUUUCCACUGGAAAAGAAUUAUUUGAUAAGCAGGAAGCAGGGCUCUUGGAAGCCAAUCAGAAGCUUAUAACAUCUGAGAAUUUGAACUCAGAAUUGUGUAGGACUCUGGAUGCACUAAAAACUGACCGUCAAGAAUCCAUGCAGACAAAUGAAAUUCUAGAAAAGAAGAUAGUUGAAAUAUCAAAUACAAAUACUACUCAAAGCCAAGAAAUUGAAGUCCUUCGGGAAGUGAAUAUGAACUUGGUAGCUGAACUGGGUAAGUUGCAUGAAGAAAUUGAAGCGCAACGAAUGCGAGAAGAAUAUUUAAGUUCGGAGCUCCAAGAGAAGAACUAUGAAUUUGAACUAUGGGAAGUAGAGGCAGCAACCUUCUAUUUUGAUCUCCAGAUCUCCUCUGUUCGCGAAGUACUGCUGGAAAACAAAAUGAAUGAGUUGACUGAGGUGUGCGAGAGACUCGAGGAUAAAAAUGCUUCCAAAGAUUUGGAGAUUGAACGGAUGAAAGGAAAAAUUAAUUUGAUGCAGAGUGAAAUUGGAGAACUGAAGUCUCAGUUACAUGCACAUGCUCCUGUAAUUGCUUCUCUGAGGGAUGACGUUGUUUCACUUGAGCAUAAUGCUCUUCUCCUCAUGAAAGUUAAUCUAGCUGGCUCUCAGGAAUCAAAGUGUGUUGAAGUUGAGGUUCAUUCAGAUCAAGUUAGCUCCAACAAGCUGACAGAUGGUCAAUCCAUCGUGCCAAAAGGUGUUUUUGAUUUGCAGGAGUUGAGGACUAGGAUUAAAUCAGUUGAGAAAGUAGUGGAAGAUAUGAACAAGCCUAUUUUGCAUCAACCGUUACCCAUCAAGGCUGUCCGAGAUAGUACUGCUAGUGAAAUUGAGGUAUUAAAAUCUCAGCACACUCCGGAUCGAGAGAAACACGAGCUUGCAGGAAGGAGGGGUCAUCAGAAUGAGCAUGGUGAUGACCGUAAUCGACGUAAAGCAAAGCCUAAGUCCUUUGAAGUAAAAAAUGGGACGCUAAUGAAAGAUAUACCACUUGAUCAUGUCUCUGAUAGCUCACCGGAAAGAAUUAGAAGAGCUACUUCUGCGGCAGAGAGAGUGGAUGAUCAGAUGCUUGAGCUGUGGGAAUCUGCAGAAGGCAGCAGCCUCAGUCGUAGCAUGAAGGAUUUUAAGAAGCGGGCAAAUCAUCCAACAGAGGGGCCUACCUCGAACAAUCAAUUCAGGAAUUUGGAUUGGAGGGGCAAACAUCCACCUACAGAGUCAGAAGUGGAGAAGGAGUUGGGUGUGGACAAGUUAGAGUUAUCAAUGAACUCGUCCGAGGCAAAUCAAGAAAUGAACAAGAAGAUUCUCCAGCGACUUGCUUCUGAUGCAGAGAAAUUGAUGAGUCUUCAGAUGACUGUUGAUAACCUGAGAAGAAAGUUGGAGUCAAACAGAAAGGCCAGAAAGCCCAAAAAUGUCGAUUUUGAAACAGUUAAGGAGCAGCUACAAGAAGUUGAGGAGACGGUCGUACAGCUGGUGAAUUUGAAUAGCCAAUUGAUGAAGAGUACAGAGGAAAGUAGCUCAUAUUCUACGGGAAGUGCUUCAGCAGACUCGAAAGAGGUGAUGAAUAUCUGUCAGAAGAGAGUUUCAGAACAGGCAAGAAAGGGGUCUGAGAAGAUUGGACGGCUGCAGCUAGAGAUUCAGAAAAUUCAGUACAUUUUGCUGAAACUGGACGACGAAAAGAAAAGCAAAGCCAGGAGCAGAUUUUCCAGGAGCAACACAGGGAUCAUACUGAAGAACUUCAUCCAUAUCGGGAGGAGGAACAGUGAGAAGAAAAAGAAGGGUCAUCUUUGUUGCUCUAGACCUUCCGGUAGUAGCAGCAGCAGUAACAGCAACAUCAGAUAUCGCGUCUAAUGGUUCUAACCUUACUAUUCUGAUCAUUUCUUCUGUGUCAGAGAGAAACUGAUCGUUGUCUAGUUUUAGAAGAAGCGUUAAGAGUUUGAAUGGACCUAAUUCCAAAAUAAGCUUGGUCAUGGAUACUAUUUUGAUUAUUCAGACUUUUAACUGUAAUGAAUUUUAGCAGUGGUUUGUAAUUCUUAUGUUUGUGAAAUUCUCGAGGGUUAUAGGUGUUUGUAUGGAGCCAGUAUGCUUCAGCUUGUGCAUGCAGAUUUCUGCUAAAUCCUUAUUAUGCAAGCCUAUUAACUAA